This is a messenger RNA of Zingiber officinale, 918 nucleotides long. RefSeq names its product ABC transporter B family member 20-like. The coding region runs from base 1 to 918 and encodes 305 amino acids. Gene Ontology annotation, biological process: transmembrane transport. The transcript is spliced from 5 exons. Gene Ontology annotation, cellular component: membrane. The record is from RefSeq and is a predicted model, not a curated record. Gene Ontology annotation, molecular function: ATP hydrolysis activity; ABC-type transporter activity; ATP binding. Lineage: Eukaryota; Viridiplantae; Streptophyta; Magnoliopsida; Zingiberales; Zingiberaceae.
AUGUUGCACCAACAGGAUCCUCGUUUGCCAUUACAUGAAGGGCAGGUUAGAAACUAUAUUCAUAACAUGACAACAUUUUUUGGUGGUCUUAUCAUUGGUUUGAUCAAUUGUUGGCAGAUAGCACUUUUAACACUAGCAACUGGUCCUUUCAUUGUUGCAGCAGGAGGAAUAUCUAAUAUUUUUCUCCAUCGGUUAGCUGAAAAUAUUCAAGAUGCAUAUGCUGAAGCUGCAGCUACCAAUUUCUAUUCAUUUGAGCAAGGGAGAAUUGCCGCUUACAGACUUUUUGAGAUGAUAAGCCAUUCAAAUUCUUCUCUUAAUCAAGAUGGAAGUACCUUAGCUACAAUGCAAGGAAAUAUUGAGUUCAAGAAUGUUUACUUCAGCUAUCUUUCACGUCCAAAAAUUCCCAUACUGAGUGACUUUUACCAAACUGUACCUGCUAGAAAAACUGUGGCUCUUGUUGGUAGGAAUGGUUCUAGAAAAAGUAGUAUAAUUCCCCUUAUGGAGCGUUUCUAUGAUCCUACCUUAGGUGAAGUUAUAUUGGAUGGGGAGAAUAUAAAACAUCUGAAGUUGGAAUGGUUGAGAAGCCAAAUUGGACAAGUUACCCAGGAACCAGCUUUGUUAAGUUUGAGCAUCAAGGAUAAUAUAGCUUAUGGAAGAUCUGCUACAUUUGAUCAGAUUGAAGAAUAUCAAAUGGACUGCAAGAAGUUCUUGCAAUUCAUUAAAGAUAAGAAGAAGAGAAUUGAUCUGGAUCAAAAAGAGGCCUCCUUGAAAUGGAAGCAGAAGCUUAAAACUGUUGCUAAGGCGAAGGCUGAUGCAGAAGCAAAGGAGUCAAAAUUAAAGGCUUCAACAAAGCACAAAAGAAGAUCUUACUCUGAAUCAGAUAGUGGCAAUGAAGAUAACAUGUACAACAUAUUUUAA